Messenger RNA from Fulmarus glacialis (Northern fulmar), 772 nucleotides. Its product is annotated as olfactory receptor 14C36-like. The annotation marks the transcript as partial. The transcript has 3 exons. Gene Ontology annotation, molecular function: olfactory receptor activity; G protein-coupled receptor activity. The record is from RefSeq and is a predicted model, not a curated record. Gene Ontology annotation, biological process: G protein-coupled receptor signaling pathway. NCBI's taxonomy places the organism in Eukaryota, Metazoa, Chordata, Aves, Procellariiformes, Procellariidae. Gene Ontology annotation, cellular component: membrane.
UGUCCAUGCCCAGAGGAGGAAAAUGUCCAACGGCAGCUCCAUCACCCAGUUCCUCCUCCUGGCAUUUUCAGACACGGGGGAGCUGCCACUCUUGCACUUCUGUCUCUUUCUAAAAAAAAAUGCCCUCCUGAGCAACGGCCUCAUCAUCACAGCCAUAGCCUGUGACCACCACCUGCACACCCCCAUGUACUUCUUCCUCCUCAACCUCUCCCUCCUCGACCUGGGCUCCAUCUCAGCCACUCUCCCCAAAGCCACGGCCAAUUCCCUGUGGGACACCAGGGCCAUCUCUGAUUUGGGAUGUGCUGCGCAGCUCUUUCUGUUUGUCUUUUUUAUCGCAGCAGAAUUUUAUAUUCUUACUGUCAUGGCCUAUGACUGCUACGUUGUCAUCUGCAAACCCCUGCACUAUGGGACCCUCCUGGGCAGCAGACCUUGUGUCCACAUGGCAGCAGCUGCCUCGGGCAGUGGGUUUCCUUAUGCUCUCCUGCACACUGCCAAUACAUUUUCACUACCCCUCUGCAAGGGCAAUUCUGUGGACCAGUUCUUCUGUGAAAUCCCCCAGAUCCUCAAGCUCUCCUGCUCAGAAUCCUACCAGGUGUGGCAGUUGUGUCCCAGCCUGCCUUCUAAAUUUUUGGUGGUGGGGGGGCAGUUCUUGUAUGCAGAGGUUGCUGUUGUGUACUCGGUGGUGCCUCCAUCAGUGAACCCCCUCAUCUACAGCAUGAGGUAAAAGGAUCUCAAGGAUGCAGUGUGGAAACCGAUGACUGGAUGGGUUUAA